CUGAGGCUCAGAUGCAUGAACGACUGCUUGCGUCGAGUUCUUCACUUCAGAUAUGAUAACCUUGGUGGAGACAGACUGCAAGCAUGUCUUGAAACGCCAAUUGUUUGCAUGUCUAUGGUACGGAACGUUACCCGCCCAAACGGCGUUCCGAUCGACUCUUGGGACUAAUGCAUCAACCACACUUCAGGGACGAGUUACCGAGAUGUUGGAAAGCUUCCCCACGUGGUAGCUUGCUGAGGGUUCUAGUGCAACAUUCGACUGCUUGACCG
Neurospora tetrasperma FGSC 2508 is the source of this 269-nucleotide messenger RNA. RefSeq lists its product as uncharacterized. The transcript has a single exon. Bases 53 to 229 code for a protein of 58 amino acids. The record is from RefSeq and is a predicted model, not a curated record. NCBI's taxonomy places the organism in Eukaryota, Fungi, Ascomycota, Sordariomycetes, Sordariales, Sordariaceae.